CUAUCAUCAGACAAGGAGCUGCCAGCAUAGGACUCGCCCAGGAUGGUUACCAUAAUCAAGAAGAGUACGAAUGACCACUGUCAACCUCGGUCUCGACUGCCCCUUCCACCUUGAGAAAGUAUUGAGACUGGCGAAAGAUGGCUAAUGUACAUCCAGACAAGCCGGCGUUCAACUGCCAUCAAAGCGACCGAUUCAAGUGUGACAGGAUCGAGCAGCUGGCGUCGCCCCAAGGGUAUUGGUUAUGCCGUACCCCGUCCCUUCAGAGUCGGUUAUGGAACAGCUAAGAAGUACCGCCGCUUGGUCACUCUAUCCCAGUACCAGCAUUCGCCUUCUUUGCUCUACUUCUUUUUUGAGAAAAAUGCUCAACGGCUACCGUGCUUUCCUUGUUCACAACGAGAAAGAUGUAGAACUCCUCAUCAUGUAUAAUAAGAUAGUCUAGCCCUGACAAAGCUAGUCAAUAUGUCGUGGGGCUGCGAUCUUAUACGGGCGAGGCUGUUAUAUACGGUGGUUAUCCGUAGCGCGAUCGCCUUCGGGGCGACUGCGUGGCAUACUAUAAGUGAGGAACCGGCAGGGCCAGCUAAGAGCCUGAUGGGGAUACAGAACGAGUGCCUCCGGGUGGUCUGUGGCGCCCACAAAGCGACGCCGGUUCGCCACCUGGAAGCAGAAGCAGCAAUCCCGCCACUAGACCUCUAUCUUA
This is a messenger RNA of Pseudomassariella vexata, 697 nucleotides long. RefSeq lists its product as uncharacterized. The transcript is spliced from 5 exons. The record is from RefSeq and is a predicted model, not a curated record. The coding region runs from base 145 to 426 and encodes 93 amino acids. Lineage: Eukaryota; Fungi; Ascomycota; Sordariomycetes; Amphisphaeriales; Pseudomassariaceae.